AUGAUUCCAUGCGCUGCUCUCGCGACGUGGCCCGCUGCCGAUACCAUCUCGAUUGAGUCAUCACGAUACGGGCGACAUGGUUCGCGUUCCGUUUUGGUCUACUGCGAUCAAUUUGCAAAUUGUAUUGAUACAUCAGUCUAUUUGUGGAUCCACAAAGUCUUCGAGGACGAAGCCGAUCUAGAUAACAGCCGUCCGCCUGUUUGGACGGCGUGCGUGGGUGUAUUCUGUGCCUGUUCCGAGGCGGGUUUCGGUUUCCGCCGGCCGCCGCUGUUACGGCGCUUCGGCCCCGGCGGCAUGAAGACGUCGGAGGGUGGACAACAAUGGGCGCGGCACAAUGCAGCCGAUAACUGCGCCACUCCGUCACGCCGCCGACAGGGUUAUCGCGUCGGGCGCAAUGAGGCCGGCACGCCCGCCGCCCCGGCCAUGAGCGCCGGCGAUUCACCUGCGAAAACGCUCCGCCCCAGUCACGAGCUUGAGCGGAUUUCAGUUCGAAACAACCCGAAUGGCGUAGUGGGUAGUGUACCUGACUUCUGCGCCAGAGGGUGUGGGUUCGAUCUCCACUACUGGAAAAAUAUUGUG
This is a messenger RNA of Iphiclides podalirius (scarce swallowtail), 579 nucleotides long. The record is from the annotation of a GenBank genome assembly. Lineage: Eukaryota; Metazoa; Arthropoda; Insecta; Lepidoptera; Papilionidae.